Molecule: messenger RNA, 381 nt
Organism: Physella acuta
Lineage: Eukaryota; Metazoa; Mollusca; Gastropoda; Physidae
Source: RefSeq, a predicted model, not a curated record
GUCUUAUUCUCCAUCACAAGAGUAGGAUUCGACAUGGCCCUGUGGUUUUUAAUGACCUGUGUUAUUGCCAUCGCUACAAGCUAUGGCGAAAGCUUGAUCAACCGCGAUGUAUUUCCCGAUGGCGACCCCUUUGGAAAAGGCCCGAUCAUUGACAGGCGCCUACGUGAACCCACAAUUGAUUCUAUUUCUAACAUUUUACUGUCAUUGCUUAUUGAUGCUUCUAAAGGUAAAGGUAUUGCAGCUGAAGAAUUUAGAAACCGCACUGUCUACCUUAAAAAUCAGGCUCUUCAAAUGUUGUCCAAACAAGGCUUAACAGGUAACUUAAAUUUCAAACUAAAAAUUUACUUUACAAAAGAAUUUUACAAAAAGCACACCAAUUAA